AUGCCAUCAAUUUGGAGCAAAAUCAAAGAGUACUGGCAAUGGUUCCUUUGGGGUAAAACACCUUACAAUCAAUUAAGUGAUGAGAUGAAAAGAGAUGCAAGAAGAGAUCUUUACUGUAGACUUUUCGUGAUUGCCAAUGCACCAUACUUUGCAACAGUUUAUGGAACAUUCACCUUCAGCAUGGCAGUGGCUACAAAAAUGGGAGAUAUUUUGAUAACAAGAGUUCCAGAAAAAGAAAGUUGUCGAAAAAGCGUGGGUGGAAUGUGUUUUGCUGUGUAUAUAGUUUUGCAUGUUAUAACCAUGGGUGCUGGAUUUAUGUACAUUACUGUUCCAUAUUACAUGUACAUUUUUAAUUCUCUCUACUCUUUUGGAACUUCAUUGUACUUACGGUUUCAAUAA
Molecule: messenger RNA, 399 nt
Organism: Caenorhabditis briggsae
Lineage: Eukaryota; Metazoa; Nematoda; Chromadorea; Rhabditida; Rhabditidae
Exons: 4
Coding region: 1-399 (132 amino acids)
Source: RefSeq, a predicted model, not a curated record